Molecule: messenger RNA, 946 nt
Organism: Neltuma alba
Lineage: Eukaryota; Viridiplantae; Streptophyta; Magnoliopsida; Fabales; Fabaceae
Product: protein DCL homolog, chloroplastic
Exons: 3
Coding region: 41-649 (202 amino acids)
Biological process (GO): chloroplast organization; chloroplast rRNA processing
Cellular component (GO): chloroplast
Source: RefSeq, a predicted model, not a curated record
GAAUUUCUCUAUCACCUUCGCCUGUUAUGCUCGACCUCAAAUGGCUGGUCCUCUGCUUCUUCGGGACGCUCUAUUUCCUUACUCUCGGCUCCACAGCUACCGGCGUUUCGUAGCGGGAAUCGCUGUGACUGAGACGCCUCACCGCAUAUUGUGCUGUGCCCCCACCAACUGGGAGCCUGGACGAGCAGAUGAGAAAGCUAGCUAUGCUGCUCAAAUCUCCAAGCUGCUGAGAGCUAAGGACCUUGCAACUCAACCUAGGUCGGACGACCCCGAUUAUCGGAAAUGGAAGGAUAAAGAAAAAGAGAUCCUCAAGGACAUUGAACCAAUUGUUAGGCUAACAAAGGAUAUCCUCCACUCGCGAAGGUACAUGGAUGGAGAGCAAUUGACAGCUGAGGAUGAGAAAGUUGUGGUAGAGAAGCUUCUUGCUUACCAUCCACGUUCUGAAGACAAGAUUGGAUGCGGUCUUGAGUCAAUUAUGGUCGAUCGUCAUCCCCAGUUUAGAUGCUCAAGAUGUCUUUUUGUUGUAAGAACUGACGGUGGCUGGAUCGACUUCUCGUACCAGAAGUGCCUUCGUGAGUAUAUUAGAAAUAAAUACCCGUCUCAUGCCGAAAGGUUUAUCCGAGAACAUUUAAAGCGAGGGGGUCGUUGAUAUGUAUAUUUUGGAACUUGAUUACUGAUUUUGGCUUCUCAGUCUAACAAUAUCGUGACUGCUGCCUCGUUUAAUUUUUUGGCCCCCAUUGUUCAAUGCUCUCUACCUAGUUUUAUCGAUUUGUCAAUGGUGGUUGAUAACCAUUGACCAGCAUAUCAAGCUUUUUCGUUAAGUGACAUAGAAAAUGAUUGAAGUUGAGCUUCACUUUGUUGACUUGUGUCUUGCGAAAUGUUGUGUUAGCGUUGCAGGAAUUGGUGGUUAGGUAACCUAUAGGUAAUAGGAAUGAAGCUUUGAAUG